AAACGGUUGAAUCCAUGAUAAUCUGGGCGGUGCAUAGACUUGAGUCACUUGACACUGUACCUUGUCGGUCGGCGGUGACCGGAAAUCCGCAUCGGCGGGGGGUUCUUCCGACUGUAAUUGGAUUCUACCGUCAGAGAGGUGCCGCUGCCUGACAAAAUCCAAUCCGACUUCCGUAGUAUGCCGAUUUAUGUCAUCAUCCCUCCAUAAAAUCAUAAUAUCAUCAGCUAUCAGCUACCCUUCUCUCUCUCCCCUCCCUUCUCCCGUCAUCGCGUCACGCUUACCGAGAAAACCCACUCUUCAAAACACUGCUCUCUCUCUCUCUCUCUCUCAGAGUCUAUCUCUGAGCGGUGUAUCCUCUCGGGGCUGUUCGUUCUUGGAUUCGGGGCUUAGAAGGGUACUCGGUUCUCCGCGGGAAUGCGUGACUCCCGGCGGCUGCACGUGGCGGAGCACGGCUGACGUGUCGGGCGCGGUCGGAGGAUUAAAGGGCAAGCUGCUGUGGUCGCUGACAUUGGGGCGAGCAGGUGACCCUUGUCGAAGCCAUGCCUUCUCUUCAGUUACUGCAGUUGACCGAGCAUGGUCGUAGCCUUCUGGCUUCAAGAAGGAAAACUCUUCUACUUGCAACUGGUAUCCUAGUUGCUGGUGGGACUGCCGCAUAUAUGCAAUCUCGUUUUAGUAGUAGAACUGCUGAUUCUGUAAAUCAUUACAAUGGAAUUAACGAUGAGAAUGGAAAACUGGAGAGGGUUGGUAAAGAUCACACCAGUAGAAAGAGAAACGCUAAGAAGAAAGGUGGACUGAAGUCACUUAAGGUCCUUACAGCCAUUCUUCUAUCAAAGAUGGGCCAGAUGGGUGCAAGGGACCUUUUAGCUCUGGUGGCCACAGUGGUUCUACGGACCACCUUGAGCAAUAGAUUAGCAAAAGUGCAAGGUUUCUUAUUUCGUGCUGCAUUUCUUCGUCGAGUACCAUUAUUUUUUCGGCUAAUUUCCGAGAAUAUCCUGUUGUGCUUCCUUCUUUCGACUGUGCAUUCCACAUCAAAGUACAUAACAGGUACUCUGAGUCUGCGGUUUAGAAAGAUACUGACCAAGCUUAUCCACACCCAUUAUUUUGAGAAUAUGGCGUACUACAAAAUAUCACAUGUUGAUGGUCGGAUAUCUAAUCCCGAGCAACGAAUUGCGAGUGAUGUGCCAAGGUUUUGUUCUGAAUUAAGUGAACUCGUACAAGAUGAUUUGACAGCAGUAGCUGAUGGCCUUCUUUACACCUGGCGCCUGUGUUCUUACGCAAGCCCAAAAUACGUGUUCUGGAUCCUGGCUUAUGUAUUGGGAGCAGGAGCUAUGAUUAGAAACUUCUCUCCUGCUUUUGGGAAAUUAAUGUCAAAAGAGCAACAGCUGGAAGGGGAGUAUAGGCAGCUUCAUUCGCGGUUGCGAACUCAUGCAGAAAGUAUAGCAUUUUAUGGGGGAGAAACGAGAGAAGCUUCUCACAUUCAGCAGAAGUUUAAGUCACUUGUUAAACACAUGAGAGUUGUCCUUCAUGAUCAUUGGUGGUUUGGGAUGAUUCAGGACUUCUUGCUAAAGUAUCUCGGUGCUACAGUGGCGGUCGUGUUGAUUAUUGAACCCUUCUUUGCGGGUAACCUUAGACCUGAUACUUCGACUUUAGGACGAGCUGAGAUGUUGAGCAAUCUGAGAUAUCAUACAAGUGUCAUCAUCUCACUGUUUCAAUCACUCGGAACACUUUCUAUAAGUUCAAGGAAACUUAAUCGUCUCAGUGGUUAUGCUGACCGCAUUCAUGAGUUGAUGCUAAUAUCAAGGGAGCUAAGUGCUGUUAAUGAUAGAAAUUCUCUGCGAGGAAGUGGAAAUAAGAAUUGCUUCACCGAGGCUAAUCACAUUGAAUUUUCUGGAGUAAAGGUUGUUACACCCACUGGUAAUGUUUUGGUGGAGGAUUUGACACUUAGAGUCAAAUCAGGUUCAAAUUUGCUGAUCACAGGUCCCAAUGGUAGUGGGAAAAGUUCACUUUUCCGAGUUCUUGGGGGUCUUUGGCCACUUGUCUCCGGCCAUAUUGCAAAACCUGGAGUUGGUUCUGACCUCAACAAAGAGAUAUUCUAUGUGCCUCAAAGACCGUAUACUGCUGUGGGCACACUUAGGGAUCAACUGAUUUAUCCUCUUACGGCGGACCAGGAAGUUGAACCACUCACACAUAGUGGAAUGGUGGAACUGCUGAAAAAUGUUGAUCUGGAGUACCUCCUUGACCGGUACCCACCUGAGAAAGAGAUAAAUUGGGGUAAUGAACUAUCUCUAGGGGAGCAGCAGAGGCUAGGGAUGGCUCGAUUAUUCUACCACAAGCCUAAGUUUGCAAUCCUUGACGAAUGCACGAGUGCUGUCACGACUGAUAUGGAGGAAAGAUUUUGCGCCAAAGUCCGUGCCAUGGGAACAUCAUGCAUAACAAUAUCUCAUCGGCCGGCACUGGUUGCGUUCCACGAUGUGGUCUUGUCCUUGGACGGUGAAGGAGGUUAUAGCGUGCACUAUAAGAGGGAGGAUUCUGCAGGCCUCACCGAAGCUGGGGUCAACAGGAUGAGGCUUUCUGACACAGAGCGCCAGACAGAUGCCAUGGUUGUCCAGCGCGCAUUUGCAAACACGAAAAAGGAUUCUGCAUUCUCAAAUAACAAGGUGCAAUCGUACAUCUCUGAAGUGCUAGGGAAAUCUCCUUCUGUGGAUAACAAAGGUCCAUUGCCUCUAGUCCCACAACUGCAGAGCACUCCAAGGGUGUUGCCUUUGAGAGUUGCUGCCUUGUUGAGGAUCUUGGUUCCAACAUUGCUUGACAAACAAGGGGCACAACUUGCUACUGUUGCCUUUCUUGUUCUCUCGAGAACAUGGAUCUCGGAUCGUAUUGCCUCAUUGAAUGGAACCACUGUAAAGUUCGUUCUAGAGCAGGACAAGGCAUCAUUUGUUAGGCUAAUUGGAGUCAGCGUUCUGCAAAGUGCUGCAAAUUCUUUUGUUGCGCCUUCUUUGAGGCACUUAACAGCAAGGCUGGCUCUUGGGUGGAGGAUACGCUUGACUCAGCAUUUACUGAAGAAUUACUUGAGAAAUAAUGCAUUUUACAAGGUCUUCAACAUGUCAAACAAGAACAUUGAUGCGGACCAAAGAUUAACUCACGAUCUCGAAAAGUUGACCACAGACUUGUCGGGAUUAGUCACUGGUAUGGUGAAACCAUCAGUCGACAUUAUAUGGUUCACAUGGCGAAUGAAGCUCUUGACGGGUCAGAGGGGUGUCGCUAUCUUGUAUGCCUAUAUGUUACUUGGCCUUGGAUUCUUAAGGACAGCUACACCUGACUUUGGGGAUCUAGUGAGUCAAGAACAACAGUUGGAAGGAACCUUUAGGUUCAUGCACGAAAGGCUGCGUUCUCAUGCUGAAUCAGUAGCUUUCUUUGGUGGUGGUGCUCGAGAAAAAGCGAUGGUUGAGUCUAGAUUCGGGGAGCUUCUAGACCACUCCCUUCUGUUAUUGAAGAAAAAAUGGCUGUUUGGGAUCCUCGACGAUUUCAUUACAAAGCAACUUCCUCAUAACGUGACUUGGGGUCUGAGCUUGUUGUAUGCUAUGGAACACAAGGGAGACAGAGCCUUGAUAUCUACUCAAGGUGAGCUGGCGCACGCUUUGCGUUUCCUUGCAUCUGUCGUGUCUCAGAGCUUCUUGGCUUUUGGUGACAUUCUUGAGCUGCACCGGAAAUUCCUUGAGCUAUCUGGUGGAAUUAAUCGUAUCUUCGAGCUUGAAGAGCUUCUUGAUGCUGCUCAAUCUGGGGAGUCUGGUUUGCCUUCUAAGAAGGGUCAUCUUCACUCUGAAGAUGCCAUUUCAUUCUCGAAGGUCGACAUUAUCACCCCGUCACAGAAAUUGUUGGCACGAAAAUUAACAUGUGACAUAGAACCUGGGAAGAGCUUACUCGUGACUGGGCCCAAUGGGAGUGGGAAGAGCUCAGUUUUCAGAGUGCUUAGAGGCCUUUGGCCCAUAGUAAAUGGAAAGCUUGCUAAACCGUCCCAAUCAAUAAAUGAAGCAAGACCCAGCUGUGGCAUAUUCUACGUCCCGCAACGGCCAUACACAUGCUUGGGAACUUUACGGGAUCAAAUUAUAUAUCCACUUUCUCGCGAGGAAGCAGAGCUUCGGGUAGCAAAGUUCCAAAGAGAUGGCCAAGAAACAUCUGAGACAACGAGCUUGCUAGAAACGAGAUUGAAGACAAUUCUAGAAAACGUUCGAUUGAACUAUCUUUUGGAAAGGGAGGGAGGAGAUUGGGACACAAAUCAAAACUGGGAAGAUGUUCUGUCCCUCGGAGAGCAGCAGAGGCUAGGAAUGGCACGUCUUUUCUUCCACAAGCCUCAAUUUGGAAUUCUCGAUGAGUGCACCAAUGCCACAAGCGUUGAUGUUGAAGAGCACCUUUACCGGCUAGCAGCUGAUAUGGGCAUCACAGUAGUUACUUCCUCGCAGCGUCCUGCUCUCAUACCGUUCCACUCCCUGGAAUUGCGGCUUAUCGAUGGUGAGGGUAACUGGGAGCUGCGUCUCAUCAAGCAGGAGGCUGACAGUGAUUAAUAGUAUAAAUAAUACUCGGGUUAUCUCCUACCUCCCAAAAUAGGGAAAACCGGAGAUGGAAAGCUGUGGUUCGGGGUUGUUUAAUAAGUCGAAACCAUCAGCAUAGGCAAACAUACUAAAUUUUUCUUCCCCUCUUUUUUUUUUUUUUUUUUUUUUUUUGGUUCAUCGGGCAGCAGAAAAUCAUUCUUGUGCAGUUCUUAUGCUUAUUUGAGAUUAGUUCUCAUUAUCUUUCGAAGCAAAAAGAAGAUUGAGAUUAGUUUCUCAUUUUAUACUGUAAGAAUAUGUUCAUAAAAUUAUUCUUUAUUAUUAUGAUUAUAAUAUAUUGUUCAAUUCUCCAUCAA
This is a messenger RNA of Punica granatum (pomegranate), 4903 nucleotides long. The record is from RefSeq and is a predicted model, not a curated record. NCBI's taxonomy places the organism in Eukaryota, Viridiplantae, Streptophyta, Magnoliopsida, Myrtales, Lythraceae.